CUCCGUAAUAUCUAUAAAUGGUACGUUAAGUAUAUUUGAAUAUUUGCUGACGUCUUUGCUGAUGUCAUAGGUUGAUUAGCCAAUCAGAUCACUGCCUUCCACCCCUUUCUCGCCUUGCGAUUGACUUCGUCUGGCCCCCAACUACCGGUACCAGGUACAGUGUAGCCAAGAGCACGAAAGGACUGACCCCGCCUGUCCCACGAACCAAACGAGACUAAGGCGCAGGUUAGAGAUGGAAGUCACACGCGGUGGCAAUCCAUGACUGCAAUCGUCGACGAAUCUUCGUUGGAUCGCGAAAAGAUCGGUUCCAUCGCUCUUUCCACUUCUCACCUCCCUCCAAACAAUUUAUUUGGAAGAAAGCUCCUGGUACCAUUGACACUGACUCCACUUCCUUUAUUGUCGUCGUCGUCGUUACCAUGCUCCGUCGUGUGAUAUUUUCCUCUCCCUCCCUUAGCAGAGCAGCUCCUGCUGUAAGGAAGCAUGUCUCCUACACGUCAACUCGAGCCUUGGCUGUGAUCAGCCAACAACCUCAAGAAAACGCUGCCCAGAACCGUCAGCAGAUUGGAUUUUUGGUUGCAGCAGCCGCUGGAUUGACAGGUCUAGCCUGGAAUAGUGACAAGCACAAGACAAAAUGCUGUGGAAUUGCUGGUGUGGUAGGAACUCCCAAUCAUGAUGCCAGAGAGUUCUUGCUGGAAGGAUUGACUGUGUUGAAGAACCGUGGAUAUGACAGUGCAGGACUUGCCACAAUGCCGUCUGAAGGAGGCAAAAUGGUCAUCACCAAAUAUGCCAGCGAUGGAGAUAAGGCUGAUAGUAUUGCUUUGGUUUCCAAACAUUCCCGAGAAAGUCAGGGGCAUCACGUGGGAAUUGCCCAUACUCGUUGGGCAACACACGGAGGAAAAACCGACGCCAACGCCCAUCCACACAUAGACUCCUCUGGAAAAAUUGCUCUCGUGCAUAAUGGAACACUCAACAAUGCCAAUGAUUUGAGGCGCAUGCUGGCAAAAAAGGGCCAUUCCUUUACUUCCCAGACGGAUACCGAGGUCAUUGCCAAGUUGAUUGGUGAUAUCUACCACGCUGAGGGAAUCCAUCUCAAGGAAGCAACAGAAAAGGCUUUGACCAUGUGUGAUGGUUCUUGGGGACUCUGUAUCAUGUGUACUGACGAACCUGAUGAACUUGUCGUGGCUUGCAAUGGUUCACCCUUGGUCAUUGGUAUUUCCGACGAGCGAACCUUCAUUGCUUCGGAAACAUCUGCCUUUAAUCGAUUCACCAAGAACUUUAUCUCAAUGAAGGAUGGAGAGAUUGGUGUUCUUCAUGCUGAUGGCAGGACUUUGGAUUUGAGUCGCAAACAACGGGCUCCUGAUCAACAAGUCAUCCUCGACCCUGCACCGUUUCCUCAUUGGACCAUUCGAGAAUGCGUGGAACAACCGGAAGCUAUCGCCCGUGCCCUCGCCUAUGGGGGUCGGCUAGGGUCCGAAAAGGUCUACUUGGGUGGUCUGGACACCAAUUUGGAACGCAUGAAAAAAAUCAAGCACAUGACGCUCAGUGCUUGCGGUACAAGUCUCAAUGCAGCCCGGUAUGGCGAACGUCUCAUGAAGCAUCUCGGCAGUUUUGACAGCGUGUUUUCCAUUGAUGCUGCCGAAACUGAAGCCAAAGAUUUUCCUUGUCGAUCAAACCCGGAAGAAACUGGUUUGAUUGUUGUCUCGCAGAGCGGUGAAACCAAAGAUGUUGUCCGUGUCGUCAACAACGGAAUGGAUAAAGGGAUCACCACUCUGAGUGUCGUUAAUGCUGUCGGUAGUUUGAUUGCUCGCAGCACUAAGCUGGGUGUGUACUGCAAUGCUGGACGAGAAAACGCCGUGGCAAGUACCAAAGCUUUUACCACGCAGGUGACUGUUUUGUCUUUGAUUGCUUUGUGGUUUAGACAAACCAAGGACUUGUUGGAGGGAAGCAAGCCUUCUGUGGAGGCCAACCGCUUGAAGGAAGCUCUCAUGAGAUUGCCCAUUUCCUUUGGAAUGGCCCUGAAGACAAGGCCUCAGUGCCAAGAAAUUGCGAAGCGUUUGCUGAAAAAAGAGCACUGCUUCGUGUUGGGCAAAGGAUACGCUGAACCCGUUGCCCAUGAAGGAGCACUCAAGAUCAAAGAAACGUGCUAUUUGCAUGCCGAGGGAUACAGCGGGGGUGCUCUAAAGCAUGGGCCAUUCGCCCUGAUUGAAGACGAGACUGGGAAAUUCGGUGCAACUCCCAUCAUUAUGAUUAUCCUAGACGACAACCAUGCCCAUCACAUGAGAACAGCGGCGGAAGAAGUUAAGGCAAGAGGCGCAGAUAUCAUCAUUAUCACCGACAAGGCAGCACUUGCCCGAGACCUUGACCCCAAUCCUAUUGUCAUCCCUUCUAAUGGGCCCAUGACGGCGCUGGGUGCUGUUCUUCCACUACAACUGAUUGCCUACGAGCUAGCCAUUAUGCGUGGCAUCAACCCCGACACUCCUCGGAACCUUGCCAAGGCCGUCACGGUCGACUAGGAGUAUGCAUAGGCCUUUGUUCUUUUUAGACUCAGUUAUCGUUUUUGAGCGCCUUUUCACACUGUAUUGGGGAUUUCUGUGUCCAUAUGGUGGGCAGCGACAGAACUUCGGUUCAUUGAAAUGUCGUUUUACUUUUUCUACUAGGUCUAUCGUCCACACAUUAUACCAAGUUAGUGCUGUUUUGAACAGCCUCGUUAGCUCAAUCUCGGGAGGGCUGCCAUUUUUCUCUCAAGGCCAACGUCUUCUGUUAGUGCUAAAUUCCGUUUUACCGCAUCCUUUGUUUGACACUUCUAAAAGGAAACUAAAAAUACUUUUACGAUACAUACCGUAGCUCGAGACAUUCACAUAAAUUGGAAGGACAGGUCGGGUCCAAAGGCCUUCUCACUCAUUUUGCUCUCGGAUUUCCCACAUGGCGUGAACACUGCUCACAACCGACACUCCCAACGAGAACAUGACAAAGAAGGUUCCACCAACAAUGUGCAAAAGAAUCAACACGGCUGCAGUGAUCUCCGGAAUGUCUUCUACCUAGGAUCAAGGCCAUGUACAUGGUCUGACUGCCUCCACUUGAUAUUUCCAUAACUCAUCGGAAAAGAGAUUCCACCACGUGCUCUUGAUCCUUGGCUGAUCGCGGGCAAGUUGGCUUAUUUUAGUUGUGGUGGAAACUCGGAGGGGCCGGGGGUGCUCUGUGCUACGGUAUGAUCAGGCAUUGCGGGUUCCUCUUGUGCGUGUUGGUGGAACUUGGUGCAGUAUGAGUAUUAGCUAGGUGGUGUCUUCCUAGCUAGCUCUAACUUCGAAGCCGAGACAGCAACUCGUGGUGCCGGCAGACAAGAAGAGGGUGAAGCUUUUCAACAGGGAUAAAGAGUAUCCACGUCUCAACAGUUCGCAUCUAAAACCUGAACCUUCUCCAAACAGUAGGAUCUUCGGUCUCUGUAAAGCCUCGUCUUUGCCUACUUUGUCCCCAAUUU
Seminavis robusta is the source of this 3478-nucleotide messenger RNA. NCBI's taxonomy places the organism in Eukaryota, Bacillariophyta, Bacillariophyceae, Naviculales, Naviculaceae. The record is from the annotation of a GenBank genome assembly.